Molecule: messenger RNA, 948 nt
Organism: Medicago truncatula (barrel medic)
Lineage: Eukaryota; Viridiplantae; Streptophyta; Magnoliopsida; Fabales; Fabaceae
Product: glutathione S-transferase F9
Exons: 3
Coding region: 86-733 (215 amino acids)
Biological process (GO): glutathione metabolic process
Cellular component (GO): cytoplasm
Molecular function (GO): glutathione binding; glutathione transferase activity
Source: RefSeq, a predicted model, not a curated record
AACUUCAAGAUAUUGACAAACAACUAAACUCACACAAACAAAACAAACAAGAUACACUCUUGAAUCUUGAAUUUGAGCAGAAAACAUGGUUGUGAAAGUGUAUGGACCAGCCUAUGGUUCCCCAAAAAGGGUGUUGGUAUGUCUGUUUGAGAAGGAAGUUGAGUUUGAAGCUGUUGAUAUUGAUCUCUUCAAGGGAGAGCAUAAACAACCUGAUUUCCUCAAACUGCAGCCUUUUGGAGAGGUUCCUCUUGUUCAAGAUGGUGAUUAUACCCUCUAUGAAUCUCGAGCAAUAAUCAGAUACUACGCAGAAAAGUACAAGAACCAAGGAACUGAUUUGUUAGGAAAGACGGUAGAAGAAAGGGGUCUUGUGGAACAAUGGCUUGAAGUGGAAGCACAUAACUUUCACCCAGCAAUCUACAGCUUGGUCAUCAAUGUUCUGUUUGCACCAUUAAGGGGUGUUCCCGGUGACCAAAAAGCGAUUGAAGAGAGUGAUGAAAAGCUGAAGAAAGUGUUGGAUAUUUAUGAGGAGAGGCUCUCAAAGACCAAGUACUUGGCUGGUGAUUUCUUUAGUCUUGCUGAUCUUAGCCAUCUUGCAUUUGGUCACUAUUUGGUGAAUCAAACUGGGCGAGGAAAUUUGGUUCGAGAGAGGAAACAUGUGAGUGCAUGGUGGGAUGAUAUUAGUAGCAGGCCAUCUUGGAAGAAGGUUCUGGAACUAUAUAAAUACCCUGUGUAAUGGUUUUGUUUGUGAACAACAUUGCAAAUACCCCAAAUAAGAGUUUCAGUUUGAGGGGGGGUUUCUUCAAUGCUUUCUGUUACUUGCUUUGAGAAUAAAAUGUUUGCUUUCUAGUUUGGUUUGUUCUAGACAAUAUGCUGUAGGAAUCUCCAAACAUAUGUAUUUUUCUGGCAAACAUGAUUUCAGUAAUAAAAUUUGAUGUUUGGUCAUUUUAA